UCCGUCGUCAGUUCGUGUUGGGUUUGUUUGACUUUGGAGUUCCCAAAACUGCGCGCGACAACAUGCGACUUCAGCCAAAGAACUUUCUAAUAACCUAAUCUUUGUUGAAUAAUAUUUUGCAUUACUGCAGAGUGCCUAUCGAGUUUUUGCUCAGUUUUUACCCUUCUGAUUUUCGUCGUUGGUCCGUGUGUUUGACGUUGCAGGCCGAGACGGGAUAACGCUGUGUACUGACAGUAUUGUGAAUUUGUGAAGAAAGGAAUCGGUUUGCUUGAGGCGCACUUGGCAGCUUGACUGUGGAAUGCACUGUUUCAUCAGCCAGAAAAAUUCAAUCAAUUCUUAUCCGCCAUCUUAUCGUUGACCUGUUGAGCGUGCUUUUACGGGAUUUUUAAAGUUGGCUCGCAUCUCCUACAGCCAAAAAAGCGCGAAAGCUUGGACUGUUAUUGGAUCGAGCGAUUCGGGAGUCGACAAGAAAAUCGGGAUUUCGUGGGGUGAUGCGUUGGGGCAACGAUAAAUUAUUUUUGGAAAAAGCAUUGUGAAGUCGCCGCGUGUAUUCCCUGGUUGAAGCGUGGCGAGGCGAUCCCGAGUGCCGUCGUCGGCGAUGACAUCGACCAUGAGCCGGAGCGCGGCGCCCGUGUCCUCCCUGCGACGGCUGGACGAGCGCGCCUCCCCGGGCAACUCCCGCCUGGCCAGCGCCCUCUCCGGCUCCCGCUCCCCCUCGGCCGGGCGGGGCCCCGCGCUGCUGGGGGCGACGGGAGUGGGGCAUGCUCCAGGGGGCAAGGAGAUCAUCCACAGCGGCCACUUCAUGAUGAGCAACGUCCCGCAGGACGAGGACGACGACGACGAGAGCGACGAGGUGACCACCGGCUCGGAGGAGCUCCUCAGCGACGCUCCGGAGGACCCGCGCCCGGCUCCCAAGGCGCCGCCGCAGACGGCGCCGGUGGCCGCCCAGGCCGGCCCCUCCCGCCCCGCCUACCGCGCGCAGCAGGCGCAUCUGCCGCGGGGACGCAGCAACUCCAUGACGCACGACGGGAUGCACCGGUCGCGGAUGAACAUUGCGCCGCAGCAGCAGAAGGGGAAGCUGAUCGAUUCGUCGCUGAGCAAGCUGUUCGAGUGCAUGACGCUGGCCUACAGGGCGAAAUUGACGUCUCCCAAGUGGAAUAAUUUCAAGGGAUUGAAGCUCCGCUGGACCAUCAAGAUCCGGUUGAAUAACGUCAUUUGGCGCGCCUGGCACAUGCAGUUUAUCAAGCAAGUGCGGCCGCUGAUCGCGCCCUUCUCCAUCGAAGUGGACAACUCGGUGCACAACAAGACGGAGUCGGUGCUGGUGGAGGGCAAGUACUGGAAGCGCCGGCAGUCCAUCGUCUCCUCCGAGUACCGCCGCUGGCGGCUGUGGUACAAGGACCGCAUCUCCGGCGUCCGCACCCGCACCGACAGCAUGGGCGCCAGUGCGAUGAGCUAUGACCCGCACAACGAGGGUAUGCUGCAGCAGCCCUGCCUGGAGGAGCCCAUGAUGCUGGACGACGUCCUCCUGCCGGACUUCACCGACGCCUUACUGGCCCGCCUCGGCCAGCAGCCCUUCGCCUUCCCCGAUCCCAGAGAAAUCGCGCAAGCCGGGUACGCGGAUUUCAUCCAGCCGGGACUGUUGCCGCUGCAGCCGUCGCUGGAAGACCUGAUGGACACGCUGGAGCCGUUAAACGAGUACUUUGCGCAGCAGAAUCAAGCGUCGUCCGGCUACAAUCCCGUGGGACAAUUCGGGAUGGGUAGUUCGCAGGAAUUCAUAUCUCAGGAUAAUUACGGCGGCUCCGACGCGUACUGGAAGCAAUCGCUGGCGCUGCCCGACUACCUGGUCCAGUCCGUCAGCCCCCCGGCGCCCCACCAGCCCUCCUCCAACCCCUCCCGCGCCCCGCCCGCGGCCGGCACCUCCAGCGCCUACAUGUCCGACUACGCCUCUCCACAGUACGCUCCGCCGACGACGUACUCGACGCAGUACAGCGGCGGCACCCUGGACGCCAUGCAGCCCCUCGACACCUUCCGCGCGGGCCCGCAGCAUCCACAGAGCGGAUUAUCGGAGUUCGAGCUGCGCCGCGAGGACAUCCGGCAGCGCUCGCUGUCGGGGCCGACGCCCGGCGGGGGCCCGCUGAUCCAGCCGGACGUGCUGGCGGCGCUGGCCUCGUUUGGCCGGUCCAUCUCGGCGAGCAGCGGGAAUGUGGCGCAGGCGGGGUACGCGCCAACCGACGCGCAGAGUGGGAGUGCCAGUGCGCCCGUCAGCCGAUUGAACUCCAUUGUGCCCAAUAGUAACGCGUUUGUCGUACCGGAAGUGCAUCCGAUCAGCAAAGGCCGGGGUCGCGGCAAGAAAGCCGCAGCCGAGAGCGCCUCGACGGCGGGCGUCCCGUCUGCGCAGUUCAACGCUCCCGGACGAACGGCUUUAUCCGUCACGCUCCCGUCGUCCAACGAGGGAUCGACGCUGGCUCGUCUGCUGACAAGCGGCCCGGUGUUCCCCGGCGGCGUCAUCCAGCCGGCAUCGGGAUCGCCCUCCAGGAAGAAGCUGGCUCCCAAACCCGCCGCCAACGAGCCCAAAAUCCGUCCCGCUCCGCCGACGCUGACCAGUGUGGUGCUGCCGGCGGAGAUCGUCAGUGAGCCGCUGGUCGUGCCCAAAGUGGAAAACACGUUUCUUCAGGAUUCGGGGUUGUUCCGGCGGCGCAUGGAGGAGUCGGUGGGGGAGCGGCCGCGGAGUCGCGAGAGCCGGCGCAUGAACCACAUCACGGCGGAGCAGAAGCGGCGCGGCGACAUCAAGAGCGGCUUCGAGAUAUUACAAGGCAUGGUGCCGCAGCUGGCGGCCAGCGCCAGCCACAGCCCCGGCAAGCAGGUCAGCAAGGCCGUCAUCCUGCAGCGCGGCGCCGAGCACAUCCACCGCCUCAAGGAGGAGCGCCGCCAGAUGCAGGCCGAGGCCGACGCGCUCAAGCAGCAGAUCGAGGCCAUCAACCACGCCGUCACGGUGUGCCAGCAGCAGCUGCCGGCCACCGGCGCCCCCGUCAGCAGUCGCGCCCGCAAGGACCGCAUGAACGAGAUGCUGGACGAGCACAUCCGGGCGCAGACCAUGCACAACUGGAAGUACUGGCUGUUCAGCCUGACGAUGCGGCCGUUAGUCGAUUCGUACGCGUCCAGCGUGGCCUGUCGCGGCGUGGAGGAGCUGGGCCAGAACGUGCUCAACUGGGUGGACCAGCAGUGCACGCUCACGCAGCUGCGGCCCUUGAUCAAGGAGUCGAUGCGGAAGGUCAGCACCAGCACGCACAUCCUCAGCGACCCCGGCCGCCUCCCGGAGGAGGCCCGCCAGGCCGUCCAGCCGAAGCCGGCUGCCAAGGCCUACGCCUCGCCCUCCACCUCCUCCUCCACGUCCUCCCUGGGCAACAGCACCACCCUCGGCUCGCCCAACAACACUCGCGGGUCGCCGCACCCGGGGACGCAUUUCUCCUGAUCAACGGACGGCGAAUCGAGGAACGCGCCUUAUGACAGUGCCUUGCGACGGAGCGUGUGUGCUUCUCGUUUAUACGACGGAUUUUAUUCACUGGCGUACCGACAACCGACACGAAAUGGCGGAGGCCGGUUGCGGCUGGUGUUUUUGUUUGAGCACAUAGGCGUUAUUUUGAAUUCAUAGUGUCGUUUGUCGAGUUGGUUAUUCAGACCAGAGGAAUAAUUGUGCGCUGCGUCAAGAAUCGCUUCGUGUCACGUGUGGGGUGUGCGUGCCGAAAUUUCUGCAGUUUUUCAAUUGCAUACCAAUUUAAAAGGAAAGUUUAUUAUUCGGGUCAAACUUGGAUACGAGUGUCAGAAAUUUAUGACUCAAGUAGGAAAUUAUUUUAUUGGCAAUGGCCACCCAAAUAACAAGAACUGCAAGUGCUGG
Paramacrobiotus metropolitanus is the source of this 3895-nucleotide messenger RNA. RefSeq names its product MLX-interacting protein-like. Gene Ontology annotation, cellular component: nucleus. The transcript has 13 exons. Bases 599 to 3472 code for a protein of 957 amino acids. Gene Ontology annotation, biological process: regulation of transcription by RNA polymerase II. The record is from RefSeq and is a predicted model, not a curated record. NCBI's taxonomy places the organism in Eukaryota, Metazoa, Tardigrada, Eutardigrada, Parachela, Macrobiotidae. Gene Ontology annotation, molecular function: RNA polymerase II cis-regulatory region sequence-specific DNA binding; protein dimerization activity; DNA-binding transcription factor activity, RNA polymerase II-specific.